Messenger RNA from Schizosaccharomyces japonicus yFS275, 1068 nucleotides. RefSeq lists its product as hypothetical. The transcript has a single exon. The record is from RefSeq and is a predicted model, not a curated record. Lineage: Eukaryota; Fungi; Ascomycota; Schizosaccharomycetes; Schizosaccharomycetales; Schizosaccharomycetaceae. The coding region runs from base 81 to 860 and encodes 259 amino acids.
CCGUUUUCCCAUUCCAGGACGGAAUCGCCAGCGUGCUUAUAUUCGGGUAACCUACUUUCUUCCUUUCCCAAUCCCCAUUAAUGCAGAAAACAAAAACGCGACAGAGCACUAAAGACACACCGUUAAACACAAUUAAACUAGGUAAUAAUGCUGAUCCAAAGAACAGGGAAGCGUUGGAUUCUUCGGCUUUGUCGAAAAUUGAUACAAUUCUUAAAAUUCUGAAAAAACACGGAAUGCCUAUGACUACAGUAGAUUUAGAAAAUGCCUUGAAACAACAGUGUGUAAUGGAGAAAGAAAAUUGGGCUGAAGCAACUAGUUUGUCCAUAUAUUCUUUUUUGAUGAAUUACAUUCGGCAUUGUGCUUCUACAAAAACCCCUACAAAAUUGCGAUUUUUUUACGCCAGAUCAGGAAUAAAUGCUCAUGUAUUCUACUGUUCGAAUUCUAAAAGUAUACCAACUCGCAAGUCUCCAGCAGUGAGCUCUAAAAAUCAAAAAAAACGACAAGCUCCAGAUGAAUGGGUACCUUCAAAGCACACGAAGUCAAAGGAAAGAAAAACGGGAUCGCUGAAAGUGCUUUUACGUAAAGCAGCGACUUGUGAAGAAAAUUCCGUGCAAAGCAAAGAAUCAAACAACCCAAAGCCCGUCCUACAAGCUUCAUUUGGAGGCGGUUCCUUUCUGUUUCUUGAAACAAAUGGUUAUCUUUGGGAUCCUAGUUGUUCGAUAGACCAUGAAGAAAUGUUUGUCGAUGCAGUGAAACCGCUUAAAGACUUAAACGAGUUAGUCCCCCAUUUAAUGCUUGAAAACGAUUCUAGGGACCGGCUCGAACCAAUCUUCUUAAACGAACUUGGUAUGGAAAUUUAAAACCCUUAAGCUGUUUAAACCUUAAUUAUUUGACACAUUAUACAUUAGAAUAGGUGAUCUAUGAGCCUUCUUUUUCACCUGUAAACUACUUAUGUCUUUACUUUCCGCUGCCACUGAUCCUUCAGACUUUGAAUCAGCUUAAUAUGAGCAGGAGUAUUUGAAAGCCUUACGAGUUAGUGUGAAAUGAAACAAAAAGCAUGCUUACCAA